Molecule: messenger RNA, 1844 nt
Organism: Erpetoichthys calabaricus (reedfish)
Lineage: Eukaryota; Metazoa; Chordata; Cladistia; Polypteriformes; Polypteridae
Exons: 8
Coding region: 275-1210 (311 amino acids)
Source: RefSeq, a predicted model, not a curated record
GAUUUUUUGGACCGCUGGAAUUGGAGUAGGACGUCCCAGUCCUUCGUCGUGUUGGACUUGGGGAAAGUUCUCGGAUCUGCGGCUCAGCGUUCCCCAGCAGGAGCCUGCUGCUUCUGGCAACGAUUGAGGUGGUGGAAGAAUUAACUAUGUGAACCAAACCAUCUGUUUCCUACACACAGCUUGCAGCUCCUCCCCGGGACUGUUGAAGUCCAUUUUGGUGUAUUACUCCCCCAGUUUUGAGGGUAGAUCAUUUUCAUCUAGCUAAUUUAUCUUCAUGGAGACAAUGGAAGAAUUUGAUAAGGAGUGUCCAAUGCUAAAGACUUUUUGUAAGCAGCUCACAGAGGAUGAAUUUGAAGACCAGACUUUGACCUACACAGAGCAGGCCUUGAUAGACCUGUUUCACACCAUGGACGAGAACCCUGAGCUGUAUGAGAGAGUUAUACGAAGAAGGAAGCAAGAUGAGUUGGAAAAGUCUGGAGCUGGCAAUUGCUUAAAGGCAAAAUUUUUCCUGGCGGUUGAAGGUCAGCUGAACCGUUGCAAUGCUGUGGGAUCUAAAGAGCUGAGAGAGAGAGUGGGCCAUCUAAAAGAGGACAUGAAGAAAGUGUAUUGUUAUGCUAAAGAGGCCAAAUGCUCAGCUAAAAGAAAAUCUAUACGUGUGGCUGAAAGAAGAGAAAAGGCCGAAGCUUCGAGGGAAAAUGUGCAUCAUCAAAAACUGCCAGUAGCACCCCCUCCGCCACCUCCACCCCCUCCUCCAUCUACUGUGUACACCCCACUGAAAGAUCACACAAAUUUCAGAAAGACCCAUAUUCAGAUGCUUUCAACUCCUGAUCUACUGGACAGUUAUGGACUAUCAAGGCUAAAGCAACAGACAAAGAGUAAGAAAGAGAGAACUGUUCCAGCAGAAUGCACUCAAGAAAGAUGCCAUCUCACAAUUCAUAGUGAGCUCCUUGCUACAAAUCCUUUGAAGAGACUCAAGGCCACUGGAAUUGACAGGUCUCCAGGUGGAACCCCAGUGAACACUCCAAAAAAGCCCUCUGUAAAGGAGACCAUGGAGAACUCCCCAACUUCAGCAUUCAACACAGCUCUGCUUACAAAAUUUCAAAAUGUGAGGAGUCCGUUUGGAGAGACUGUGCCGCACUCCCCUGACAGUGAUGGAGAUGAUAGCUGCAGCAGCAACUUGGGAUUUGCAACACCCCCUGGGACCCCAUAAAUUCUAGGAAACAAAGCUGCACAUUCAUAGAGUAUAUCAGAAUGUAUCGUCCUUUUUAAAAUGCUGUGCAAACAUCUUGCUUUGUUCUUCAUGGCAGCACACCUACAAUUGUGAUGGAGUGCCUCAACAGGCUUAGUUACUCUUAAAGGCUGUAUGUUUGGCCACUUAACAGGUUAUUCACAACAGGGAGAGAUUAUUACUGCUUUUUAUUUAUUGUUAUGAAGACAAUCAGUUUUAAAAGUGACAACUAAUUGUAAAUAUUUUAAUAUGAUUUCAAUUUUAAUACUGUCUUUUAUACAAAGUUAAAAUUUAUGCCAAAGAAACUCUUAUAUGCAGUUGGUGCAUGUCUCGCCCUUAGCAGUGUGCUUUGAGACAAGCAUGUUGCUGACUGUAUCUUCUCAAGCCAUAAUGAAAGAAAGAAAUAAAAUGGAGACCGGGCCCACUUGCAUAUUAGUCCGCAGACAUUUGAAGGCCAAAGUAAACCUAGCAACAAUACGGUUUUCUAGCUUCCAUUUUGCUUGUCUCUGCUUUUUGCAGUUUGAAUUAUUUUUGUAAUCUACCAGUUCUUUAUUUUUUUUAAAUUGCAACAUUUUAUUGUAUAAUUUUUAUGCAUUCAUUAAAAUGUUAAAUCAAA